Didymosphaeria variabile is the source of this 1512-nucleotide messenger RNA. It is a transcript of the gene NOP15, whose product is annotated as nucleolar protein. NCBI's taxonomy places the organism in Eukaryota, Fungi, Ascomycota, Dothideomycetes, Pleosporales, Didymosphaeriaceae. Gene Ontology annotation, molecular function: RNA binding. The record is from RefSeq and is a predicted model, not a curated record. Gene Ontology annotation, cellular component: nucleolus. The transcript is spliced from 4 exons. The coding region runs from base 1 to 1512 and encodes 503 amino acids. Gene Ontology annotation, biological process: maturation of LSU-rRNA from tricistronic rRNA transcript (SSU-rRNA, 5.8S rRNA, LSU-rRNA).
AUGGCUGCCUCAGACGUGCAAGGCAAGAAGCGCAAGGGCGCAACCGAUUCCCAACCUAAGGCGAAGAAGGCGCGCAAAUCCGAUGAUAUCACUGCCGCAAAGUCCACGCCUAAGCAAGCCACUGACAUUGUCUCCGAGGACGAAACCUCCGCACCGGUGAAGGCUCCUAAGUCCAAGAAGUCCAAAAAAAGCAAGGCCACCGAACCUGCCGAUGCCGAAAUCGCCAAAGUAGAAGAAACUGUUGUAAGCGAAAAGCCAAAGAAGAAGGCAAAGAAAGGCAAAAAGGUGGACGAGGUCGAGAUUGCUGUGACAGAGGAGGACAUUCAGGACGUACUUGCUGGUGCGGAGGAACAGAAGCGAAAGGAGAAGAAGCCCAAGAAACCCAAGAAAGCAGAAAUUGACGAAGAGCCAGCGGCAGAGCCCGUACUUGAAGAAGUCAGCGUGGUAGUAGAGGAGAAGAAACCGAACAAGGGAAAGAAAUCAAAGAAGCAGGAAGAGGCACCUGUAACAGAGGAUGAAGAGAUUGCUGUUGCAGAAGACAACGACGCAGAGGACGAGGAGGCUUUGGACGAUCAGACGGCUGCUCUGCUCGCUGGCUUCGAAAGUGAUCGCGACGAGAGUGAUCUGGAGAAGGAAGACGAAGAAUUCGAUGAGGAUGCUCUAGCUGAAACAGGCAAAGAAAUCAGCAAGAAGAAGCGCAAGGAUCUGGAAAAGGCACGAAGAGAUGCUGAGCCAGGUGUCAUUUACCUUGGUCGCAUUCCCCACGGUUUCUUCGAACCCCAAAUGAAGAAAUACUUUAGCCAGUUCGGUACGGUCCUUCGUCUGCGCCUCUCCCGUAACAAAAGGACUGGGGCAUCUAAGCACUACGCCUUUAUCGAGUUCGCGAACGGUGAAGUCGCCGAUAUCGUCGCCAAAACCAUGCACAACUACCUCAUGUUUGGACAUAUCCUGCAAUGUCGCGUGAUUCCAUCCGAACAGGUUCAUGCAGAGCUGUUCAAGGGUGCAAACGAGCGCUUCAAGGUCGACCCGCGAAACCAGAAGGAGCGCGCUGCCCUGGCUCGGGGUGCAACACGCGAUGUUUGGGAAAAGCGAGUGCAGCGUGAGAACAAGAAGCGCACUGGCAAGGCUAAGGCGUUGCUGGAAGAGUUCGAUUAUGAGUUAAAUGCACCUCCUGCAAAAUCCGUGGAUUCGGUGCCUAAGAAGACCGCUGCCGUAGAGGAUGCUCCUGCCCAGGCCUUAUUGACUCAGGGAGAGGCCGAUGCCGAACCCGAGGCUGAUACCGUUCUUGCUACAGAUGAGGCUGCUGAGAAGAAGAGCAAGAAGGCUCCCAAGAACAAGAAGCGCAAGUCCGAUGUCGUACCCGAGGCUAUCGAGGAGCCUGAGGUUCCAGCGCCCAAGUCCAAGAAGGCGAAGAAGGAAUCGCAGCCCCAGACCGAGGUCGUCGCAGAGAAGAAGCGCAAGGUGUCUCAAAAUGGCACCAGCACCAAGAAGGUGAAGAAGGCCAAGGCGUAG